Messenger RNA from Branchiostoma floridae (Florida lancelet), 3459 nucleotides. Its product is annotated as frizzled-8-like. The transcript is spliced from 2 exons. Lineage: Eukaryota; Metazoa; Chordata; Leptocardii; Amphioxiformes; Branchiostomatidae. The record is from RefSeq and is a predicted model, not a curated record. Gene Ontology annotation, molecular function: Wnt receptor activity; Wnt-protein binding. Gene Ontology annotation, cellular component: plasma membrane. Bases 660 to 2336 code for a protein of 558 amino acids. Gene Ontology annotation, biological process: non-canonical Wnt signaling pathway; canonical Wnt signaling pathway.
UUGGCAGCGUUUUCGGAGUGUUUUCGAACCGGGGCAGGUAGAAAAAAUCUCCUCCCCCAGUAAAUAAUGGUUGUUGAUUGGGGGCUUAAACAACUCGCUUGUACAAACAACGGGGGGACACAAUGGCUGUUCAGAAAAGCGACAGGGAAGAAGGAAUAACGCACCACCUACAACAAAACGCCCGCUUCGGUGGGACCUGUUUUUCGCCGAGCGUUUCUGUACGUGCACGCUGCGCGACGUUGACGUAAAUUUGCGCGGUUUAAUUGGGAUAUCGAUGACCCGAAAGGGCUCGGACCAGGCUGCGGACGGAGUGCAAGAGGACCGGUGAGGUGUCCGCGAAUCGACGGGUGUUCGAGCCGCAAAUCCCCGAAUUUGAUGCCCGAACGCGCCGUGGGCCCCGCCGGGAGAGAUUCCACGGACUAAUCCUCGCGGAUUGCCAGCCCUGUAAGAGGCUUAGUGACUCCGACCAGGACAAAACGACUCAACCCGGCGGUUCCAGUUCGUGACGACAGCUACUCUUGUUGUCUUCUUUUCGUCGGGAAAAAAUACUGUAUAUCUAGAACUGUUUGAGCGAAUUUACCGUAACUACGCGGGCCUGGGAGGCGCCCGACAACCUUGGUAUCUUACACCGAUACACCGGGUACGUGCCAAACACCACCAUGGGUCGUGGAGACCUGCGUGCCCUGGUCGUCGUGUGGAUCGUAAUGCUCGGCCGCGUGUCUACAACAGUCGCCAUCAAGGACAGGGUGUGCGAGGAGGUGACCAUUCCGAUGUGCAAGGGUAUCUACAACUACACGUACAUGCCCAACAAGUUCCACCACCAGAACCAAGACGAAGCCGGGCUGGAGGUGCACCAGUUCUGGCCGCUGGUCGAGAUCCAGUGUUCACCCGCGCUUAAGUUCUUCCUGUGCAGCAUGUACGCGCCUAUUUGUCUGGAGGACUACGAUCACCCCUUACCGGUGUGUAAGAACGUUUGUCAGAUGGCCAGGGACGGCUGCGCCCCCAUCAUGAGACAGUACCAGUUCGCCUGGCCCGACAAGUUCGAGUGCGACGAUCUACCUGAGCAGGGGGACCCCGACCGGCUGUGCAUGCACUUUCUCAACGCGUCGGGCGACAACACGCAGAAGUCUACCCCCGCCCUCCCCACCAUCACGGCCGGUGGUAACGUCCCCGGGGGACAGCCUAGACCCGCCCCGCCUAGCGGAGGCUGCAAGUGCGGCUGUAACAAGCCUCUGGUCAGCAUCCCGCCCAGCUCCAAGUCGUGGUACAACCGAGGGAUUUCUGCAGGCGACCAGCCCAACUGCGGAGUUCCCUGCUACGAUCCUUACUUCGACGCCAGCAAAAAGACAUUCGCGAAGUUCUGGAUCGCGCUGUGGGCAGGAUUGUGCUGCGCGUCAACCUUCAUGACCGUUACCACCUUCCUCAUAGACAUGACCAGGUUCAAGUACCCAGAGAGACCCAUCAUCUUCCUCGCGCUCUGCUACUUCUUCGUCUCCCUCGGGUACAUCAUCCGACUCAUCGCGGGGCAUGAAGCCGUCGCCUGCGAGAAGGAUCUACAGAUCGUCCGGUACGGCACCACGGGCCCGGCGCUGUGCACCAUCGUGUUUCUGCUCAUCUACUUCUUCAGCAUGGCCAGUUCCAUCUGGUGGGUCAUCCUCUCCUUCACCUGGUUCCUGGCCGCGGGGAUGAAGUGGGGACAGGAGGCCAUCGCCAGUUACGCGCAGUACUUCCACCUGGCUGCCUGGCUCAUCCCCAGCGUGAAGACAAUCGCCGUGCUCGCGUUAAGUUCCGUGGACGGGGACCCUGUCAGCGGGAUCUGCUACGUGGGCAAUCAGAACUUGGACAAUCUGCGGGGGUUCGUGCUGGCCCCGCUCAUGGUUUACCUCAUCAUCGGGACGUCAUUCCUUCUGGCCGGAUUCGUGUCCCUCAUCCGGAUCCGGAAAGUCAUCAAGCAGGGCGGGACCAAGACGGACAAACUGGAGAAACUGAUGCUGAGAAUCGGCAUCUUCUCGGUGCUGUACACGGUCCCAGCCACCAUCGUGGUCGCGUGUUACUUCUACGAGCAGCAGCACCGUCCUGCCUGGGAGAGGGCACUGGCCUGCCCGGACUGCAUGCCGGACUUUCGGCCGGACUAUACUGUGUUCAUGUUGAAGUACUUUAUGUGCCUAGUGGUGGGAGUAACGUCGGGAGUCUGGGUCUGGACCGGUAAAACCAUCGACUCUUGGAAACAGUUCCACAGAAAACUCUGCGGCAAAAAGAAGAGUCAAACCGAAGCCAGGUACACAGCAGUUACUACUAUAGCCCUCCCCAAACAGACUUCUUUCACACAUGUAUGAUUUAUAUCAAGGGGGAGGGGGGCAACAGUGUUACUGUGUACAGAAAUACAAUUCUUGUGUGUACCGAGUGUUCAGUACUGCCACACGUAUUUCCAAGGUCUGUUUUCAUACCAGUUACUGAUUAACCAUGCAGUACAAUCAAGAUGUUAUUUUGUUGCAAAUCAAACCUUUCACAGCGCCUGUAAUGACGGUGACAGUAACCACACAAGGAUACUGGGUCCACAGCAGUUUUAUAAUUACCCCCUGUUUAUAUUGUAUAGAAUGACCUAAUUUCGGAAGAGAUUUUCUAAUUGUACAAAUUGUGAUAUAAUAUUAUCAUUAUUAUUAUUAUCAUAUACGGGUGAUGAUACCUGAUAUUUAUGCAAUAUAUCAAUAAUGUCACGUUGUUCUAUCGUCUAAAUGUUUGUAAAUAUUUUUCAGUUCGAGAAAAUUCUGGUUAGUUUUAUGAAAAGGAAAGGUUUAGAGAGACUUUUAGUACUCGUAUGACUUCAUUAAUGACAAUCAGUUGUGAAGAAUUCGAAAGAAAUACGUUUUUAAUGCAGGUAGCUUCCCAUAGUUUGUUCCAAGUUCCUUGUUUAAAAGUUUGUUGAAGAGAUUUCACCAUUGCAAUACAGCCGUCCUGAACGGGAGAGUGUUAUUCAUAUUUGUUCAUACUUUCAUGUUUGUUCGAAACUUCCCAACUUCUUGUGUUCUUACAAACAAUAUAGUCUCUACCAGGCUUUGUGGGUUCCUGAAAAAAAAGUAGUCAAAUUGGCCCGAAAAGUGAAUAAUUUACUAGACGAGUUACCACCAUGUUUGUCAAAACUUGACAAUAUUUCCAAAAGCCUACGAAGUCUGAUAGAGACUAUAAAAAGCCCACGAUAGCCCCAUGGGCCACUAAGCCUGUAAUUUCAAACCCAAAUCCCAAAUGUUUGUCCAUUGCAAGUUAGCACAGGCUUCUUCGUUUAUUUCCAAUUAGAAAGUUUUGGGACUGACCCUCUAGGCUUGUGUCCACUCAGAAAAGUCCAAAUGCAAAUAUGCCCAACGGUUUUCCACUCUCUACGCUAGAGAAAAUACACAGAACUUGCAGGGAGAGUGUCUGGAGAGAGGGGAUGGUAAAAAUAAAGUCCGUGAAACAUUGGAA